This is a messenger RNA of Dermacentor albipictus, 7387 nucleotides long. RefSeq lists its product as uncharacterized. NCBI's taxonomy places the organism in Eukaryota, Metazoa, Arthropoda, Arachnida, Ixodida, Ixodidae. The record is from RefSeq and is a predicted model, not a curated record.
UCUCUGAGGCCAUAGCGUCAUAGCAUAAACUUGGCAUAAGCACCCGGUAAUGAGGUUUGUUUAUUCCCUAGUCACUGUUUUCCGUUUGCCUGUAUCCGCACACUCAACAAGUUUGCUGCCUGAAAGCCUAAUUUUUCCAUUUUGGCGGCAUGUUCGGCGGAUUCGCCGACGAAGGAGUGCCGUUUCUACAACUUCUCAUCAGAGUUCAGACAAGACUGUGGGAAGAACUCGCAGGCUGAAGUGCAUCGUCGGCGCCUCAAUCACAUCCACGACAUCCGGCAAUCUUCCACCACUGCUCUCACCAAGUGAGGAGGGAAGUGCAGCUGGCAUCUUGCUAGCAGGAGCUGUGCCAAUUUUGUGACGUAGUGGUUGAGUUGUUGUCGUCCAUAGACAAAGGAUCCCACGCACAAGCUUCGACAUUGCCUGCAGUCUUACCGGAGUCUCUGGAAUUUCAAGGCUACUUCGAAUCUUGGGAGUCGCCGUUGCUCCAAGAAUUGCUGGUUUUGGAGGAUUCCCCGGCGCACAACAGCAGUCCACCGUCACAAGCAACUCAAGCUUCGGCGUUAUUGGGGCAUCCCUGUUCGCCUCCAACUCAUCGAGACGUAGUUGCCCGGGGGUGACGGCGCGGUCGGUAAGCGCGCACGCAGCGUCGUGGGCUGUCUCGUUGAGGUUGGGCGAGGCGCCCGGAAUCCGACCCAGGUGGGCGGGAAACCAGAUGACGGUGUGGUGUUUGAGGGUGCUUGGAUCACCGUAGGCAUUGCAAGCUUGAUGCUCUACGCUGUGUCACUCAUCUCUGAGAAGAACAUCGCCGUUUCCCACUGACCACCUUUCUCCUGGGACUGGCCACUGGGUCCUCUUCGCUUCGGCUCCGCACCGUGACAGCAAAAUUUGCUUGUCGCUGAUAUCUUGAGUGCGCAGAACUACACCAACACCUUCAUACAGGUGAGCGCUCUCUACUGACCCCUCUUGAGGCUUGGGCGAGCCCGAGGGAGGACACCAGGCCCGAAAACCCGGCCCCUUUGCGUCACUGCCAUGCUAAACCUCGCGACGCAACUUCCCUCUACUGUGACCAGCGUGGAGGUUCAUGUGCAAGGUACGGACAUGGUCCCAAGCCAAUAUGACCCUCGGGACUAGACCCAAGUCCUGAGAACACAGGCGAACCACCAGGAAAACAGACAAGCGACCCAAGGUUCAAACGCCGAGCCUGCUGGUCAGGAGACACAGAGUCAGUUGGGAGAAACACAGGAGACCGCCACAACUCCCGCACUACACCGCUCCUCGACACAGCUACGCAGGCUCCAUACAGCUGUGCAAAAGGUCAAGCAACCGCUGGCUCUUGCCCCAGACGAAUAUAAAGUCAUCUUCCGCUCCCAGGGAGGACUUGACCUGACGAUGCUCCAGCCACACUACCUCCUCACCGCUCUCAUGCAGGCUGCUGCACUGAGCGACCCAUCUACGCUGACACUUCAGAUUCACCCCGUCAAUAACACUUGCAUAGUGUCUGCGGCGAAUCAAAAUGACACUCUCAAGCUCGUACAACUCCAGCACAUCAUCUACUACCAACCUAAGUAUGCCAUGGCGGCAUAUAUUGCACCACGUGAUGGCUCAGUUAGGGGAGUUAUCACGAAUGCCUACUGGAAAGAAUCGCCGCAAGAACUUCUAGCAGACUUGAUCGCCCGCAACCCCAACGCUACUAUACUAGAUGCUCGACGGAUGGGACUCACACGCUCGAUACUCAUCACCUUCGGUCAAGCCAUCGUCCCACGAAAAAUAUUUUGUGGCGGAGGACUGCAUCUGUGCAAGCCCUAUACACCAAGGGUCGAGACCUGCAGUAACUGCUGGACCAUAGGCCACCGCAUGGAUGUCUGUAUCCAACCUAGGACACACAAGUGCCCCAGAUGUGGCGAGUUACACCCAAAGGAGCCAACUCCAUCAUGCACUCCAGUCUGCAUCAUUUGCCAAGGCCUGUACUUGUCUGGGACCCGGGAAUGCAAGCACCGCCACCUCCAUAGGGCAACCAAGCCCACCUCCGAAUGCGAAGCACGAUCCCGGCGACGAGUAGACCACCGCUCACCACGCAGUGCAGGAUCCGAACGCCCGGAACCAUCUGCUGGCCAGCAAACAGGGUGCUUCAAGAGCUCAGACCGACCGACAUGGACCGACAAGCUGAAGACGCCCAACGUGAACACAAAACUGGCAAGCAACAUCCCGCUCACCCCGGACCCCCCUGACCAGGAGCUUCGGGCUUUGUGUGUGGAGGUAAGUCGACUCACAACACUUUUAGCACACAACCCCGUUCCCCCCUGCUCACCCCAACAUCACUCCUUCCACCCACUGUGGAGUCACCCAUCGCACCUGCCAUACCCGCCUCACCCUCCUAUAAAAAGAAACGCACAUUGGACUUGCAUGACAAUUAUCAGGCCAAAGACUUGGAAUAAAAAUUUGACGCUAAAUUGGUAGCUCUGGAGGCGUGCCUCGAAACCAAAUUCACAACACUCGCUGAACAGCAAUCUUGUCACCUUGAGCAACAGAUGGACACACUUUUCACAUGCUUAAGCCUAACUUUUGAACGUACUUUUGCACAAUUUGAGACGCGCCUUCAGAGGCUAGAGACAAAUACCAGCUCUUCGCAUGAGGGGUCCCAUACCUCUGUCCUACACCUACCUACUCCUCCUAUCCCACUUCCACCACCGUGAGAACCUAUCCUCGCCCCACCCACGCUCCAAUAUGGCGGGCCGGGAUAAUUCUACCUACCUAUCACUAAUCCAAUAGAACUGCCGCGGCUUUCGAGGCAAGUGUGCGCCGCUGCAGCUCUUAAUACCUACCCUCCCUGCCAUACCUAAGCUCCUUUUGUUACAGGACACAAAACACCAAGCCAAACUUCCCAGUUACCACGCAGUACACUCAGACACCACCAACAACCCUUGGGUAUUCACACUGAUACAUUGCAAUAUUAAACUUCCCAGUUACCACGCAGUACACUCAGACACCACCAACAACCCUUGGGUAUUCACACUGAUACAUUGCACUAUUACCUACCAAGAACACACGAUCACCUCCACCACCCCGUUUGUCCUCAUCGAAAUCAUCCCCAUGAAACGUAAUACACCUCCGAUCUUUAUUGCCAACAUAUACCACACCCCACGCCCAACCAUGACCACUCUCUAUGCUUUACUCCAGAAAAUUCAUCGCAUUGCACGCCAAAAUCUCCUACUCAUAGGAGGCGACUUUAACUCUCAGCAUACAAACUGGGGUUAUCGGUACACCACAGCACGGGGUCGCAGGCUUUGGACUACCAUCCAAGACCUGCGCCUUACUACACAUAACAACUUUCACACACCAACCCGAAUCGGCAACAGUGUAACCAUGGAUACUAGUCUGGACUUUACACUCAGCCGUUGCCUCAAAGGUAUCUCGUAGUCACGGACGCAACACACACUCUGAAGUGACCAUUACAUUAUCGCCAUCCAAAUACCUCAUACACAACACAGCCCUCGACUCCUCACCCACAAUCUUAUUAAAUGGGACGCAAUCCGGUCCGCACAACCAGAACACUCAGACACCCCGAUACAAGACAUUGAUCAUUGGGUUGCAUCUUUCCUAAACGACAUAACCGCACACACACAACACAUUGCCACGUCACCCGGCACCCCAACACUGAACACACGCCUAGCCCACCUCUGGGUGGCACACCACAGCAUCCUAGAGAGAUGGAAAAGCCAAAACAUAAUAGAAAGCUAAAACGAAGACUGGCCACGCUACAGACACAAAUCGCUGCACACGCCGAGGAGCUGUGCCAUUCCAACUGGGAUCAGGUGUGCAACGGUAUAUCUGGCACCCUCUGUACCAAGAACGCAUGGCAACUCCUACGGCAUCUUGUUGACCCCACACACUCGCGCACGGCAUCACAACAUCACAUUACACGCCUCAUUCACAACUCCACGCUCUCCCCCAACACCCUUCUGGACCAACUCUGGACAGAACACAUGGCACCCGGGCGCCUCCCCUCCUCUAUCACCCUACACAGGAGCCCCGAAUGAGGCCCUUGACAUCGAUAUUUCGGAGCAAGAGGUCCGCAUGGCCCUCCAAAACAUCCACACAAGCUCUGCACUGGGAAAGGACAGAAUAACAAACUCUAUGCUCUGUAACCUGGAUGAUCAAUCUAUCACACAGAUUAAAGUAUAUUUUAAUCAAUGCUGGAGAGACGGCACCCUGCCACAGUCCUGGCACCAUGCCAAUAUUAUCUUCAUCGCGAAACAGAACAAACACCACACCAUAUCAAACCUCCACCCCAUAUCACUCGCAUCAUGUCUCGGGAAACUGCUCAAGCAUGUUGCUUUAAACAGACUCAAUCAGCAUAUGCACGACCACAACCUCUGUCCGCACAGCAUGGUGGGCUUCCGCCCAGGUCUCCCCGCCCAAGAUGCCAUGCUUCAAUUGACACAGGACACCUUUGACCCUCUCAUCCCUGCUCAUACUAAAGCCAUCUUGGCCCUGGACUUGUCCAAGGCCUUUCAUCGUGUAGAACGCUAAGCGAUCAUGGCGGCUCUCUCCCCCCUCAAUGUAGGCGCCCGCAUGUACACCUACAUACAAGUGUUCCUCUCGCGACGCACAGCUGAGGUUCAUAUGGGCUCCCAUGCGUGCCCUCCAUACACCCUCAGCGGAGUGGGCACUCCACAAGGUUCUGUCCUUUCCCCUUUUCUCUUCAAUUCCACACUCAUUCCCUUAGCCCAUGCUCUUCACAAUGUCCUCCACCUUCACCACACCCUCUAAUGAAGAUGACAUCACUCUGUGGACUACCCACGGCAUUCAUGGUGACAUAGAGGAAACUUUAGAAACCCCCACAAACAUCACACAACAACACGCACAAAGCAUUGGUCUCUCCUGUUCCCCGGAAAAGUCCCAGAUACUUCUCAUGCGUCCCUCACCACAUACUCUUACCACGGCGCCCAUCACCAUUACUAUGGCCGGACACCCUAUCCCGGAGGUCAACACACUCCGGAUCCUGGGCCUUCACAUCCAGAGCAACGGCCAGAGCACUUUCACUCUCUGGAAACUCAAGCGGGUGACGGAAGCGCUGUCACACCUCAUCUGCAGAGUUACCGGCAAACACUAUGGCAUGAAGGAGCAUGAUUUGUGUCGUCUCAUUCAUGCCUUCAUACUCAGCUGUUUCCUCUACACAAUCCCAUAUCUUCGACAAGAAGAAAUUGCCAUCCUAGAUGCUAUGCUUUUUAAAGCCUACAAGGUGGCCCUACACCUCCCCCCUAACACGCGAACCACCAAACUUCUCCAGCUUGGGCUCCACAAUACCACACAUGAACUCAUUGAGGCCCACAGACAAGCACAAUACACUUGCUUAGCUCAAUCUAUCACAGGACGUUACGUACUAGACGCUUUCCGAAUUCGCAUACCAGCAGCCGACCCCACACUCCUACCAGUUCCCCGCCCCAUACACAUUCAGCUCAUAGUAAAACCCCUUCCUCGGCCCGCCGCAAAGCCAGUGCAAAAGCUCUACACAAAUACUAUGGUUUCGAAGCUGGCGCCGUAUGGGUGGACACGGCCUGCACGGGCAGAGGUGCAGCAGCUGUAGUCGUUGACGAUACACUCCAACCCAUCGCAACUCUCCACCUUCCUGGUGCAUCCACCCCGGAAUUCUCGGAAGAAGUGGCGAUCGCGCUUGCCCUCACACACACUGAUGCCCGGUACGUCCUUACCGAGUCAAAAACCGCUCUCUUAAAAUUUUGCACGAGGACGAGUCCACAAGACUGCCUUCUACAUUCUCAGUUUGCCCUCCGCAAAACCGCCCCGCCAUGUGGAAAUGAUCUUUCUUUUUUUUUUUAGCAUUGAUUUAGACACAGUGAAGGUCUUGGAUGGCAAGGCUAAAGACAGUACAUUAUCUGCCUGACUAAGGCCCUCUAACCCAUACAUUGCUCAACAGUGAGGUAGCAUAUCAUAACAUACAGAUAGUAUACACAUAUAUCAAUAGCAUGGAUUAGACACACAUAGCAUACGUUACAAACAUACUUGAAUUAAAUACAACAAUCACUGUACAUCUUUCUAAGUAGAAACAGUUUAGGAUCAACAGAGUAAUAUGAACACGAAAAAAGAUUUAUAUAUAUACAAGCACAGUAUGAAACGCACUUAAAAUAAUUGUACAUAAAACACACAAGAAACUAAUUAGCACAAUGUCAAUCAGAAAGGGAAAGCAAAUAUUUUUUCAUGGCACUUUUAAAGCAGUUUAAUGAUCUGAAGUUUUGCGCGAUAGGGAUCGUGUUAGGAUGUGCAUUUAUGAAGGAUGGGACUAAGUAUGCUAGUUGUUUUCUACCAUAGUUGGUCCUGCAAAAUGGCACUCUAAUAUGGUCAUGCCUGAAAUUGUAUUUGGUGUAACUUGAGAGGUGGUUUUGAUAAAAAAUGAGUGAAUUUUUCUUGAGUUCGCCUCGUAUGUAUAUAGCGAGCUUAAGUUCGUACAGUUGAUUAAUUUUUAAAAGUGCAUGUUUUAGGAAAAAAUAUGCCGUGUGAUUGCGGGGUCCAAGGUUUUCAACACAGCGAACUGCUUGUUUUUGGAGACAUAUCAAUCGAUCCAAGUUUGAUUGGAAUGUAGUCCCCAUACCAAAAGGCAAUAACUAAGAUGGGACUGAAUUAAAGCAUAAUACAGACGACGUUUCAACCAAGUAGGAACAAGGUAUCUAAUCUUAAACAAUAUGCCUAUUGACCUACAAAUGCUAGAAUGAAUCUUCGUUACAUGAGGUGUAAAACUCAGGUUCUCAUCAAAAAGCACGCCUAAAAGUUUAAAAGCUGAAGUCCGCUUGAUUACACAGCUAUUGAACUUUACACAAAAAGCACAGUCAUCAGGCCUAUUUCUAGGCUUAAAAACCACAUAUUUUGUUUUGUUGACGUUUAACUGCAGGUGGUUCACUGAUAACCAAACUAAAAGUUGAUCUAACCGAUUAAUAGCUGUAAUUACUAGCACUCGUAGACUGUCACAUGAGAAAAACAAAUUUGUGUCGUCAGCAUACAAGACUAUAUCUAGCUCGAGUAAGCGGUAUGUUUACAAUAGAAUAAAGAACAGUGACUCAAAAUUGACCCUUGGGUGCCUGCCUGUGCACUCUCGGAAUCCCGGCAACAAAGCUGCCAAUGAGUCGAGCUCUUCUCGGGAGCGCAUGCACUCGUUCAGCGAGCUGACCCAGGCAUAUUGCACCGAACGCCAGCUAUACCUCCCACCCCACCAAUCUCUUGGCAAUUAUCACCAAAUACUAUGGCGCGACCUCCAGACCCGCACCCUUCCCUCCCCCUAUUUCCUCUCCCGCAUCCACCCGGGAGCAUACAUCCCCUCGUGUGCUCAAUGCACUCACCCCCAUGCUAUGCUUACCCACAUUCUCCUUGAAUG